Molecule: messenger RNA, 1248 nt
Organism: Solanum lycopersicum (tomato)
Lineage: Eukaryota; Viridiplantae; Streptophyta; Magnoliopsida; Solanales; Solanaceae
Source: RefSeq, a predicted model, not a curated record
AUGGAUUUUGGAGAUAAAAGUUGGAUGAAUCUCCGAAGAUCCACCAAUGAAUAUAUUGAUGGAGUUAAUGAUUUUCUUGAUAAAGCAUUUGAACGAGCUUCCCAAGGAAAUGAAAUAUUGUGUCCUUGUAAGAAGUGCUUUAAUCGUAAUUGCCAUUGCCGAAAUAUGGUAGAGGAUCAUUUGAUUUGCCAUGGAUUUGUUCAUGGAUACACCAAAUGGGUUUUUCAUGGUGAAGGAUUUUCCUCAAGAAAUACGCCACAUCCAACCGAUGAAGAAGAAACUUCUAACAUGUAUGACGACAUUGAUAUAUUACUUCAUGAUACUUUCAGAAAUAUAGUAGAUGAUCAGAGACAUGAAGGAGUGAGGGAGGGGCCACAUGAAGAUGCAAAGAGAUUUUUUAAAUUAGUAGAGGAAGGGAAAGAAGAGUUGUAUCCAGGGUGUAAGAAUUUUUCUAAGUUGAGUUUUACCAUCCAGGUACCCGACUCGUUUUACAAGGCAAAAAAGGUCAUAAAAGAUUUGGGUCUUCAUUAUGAGAAAAUACAUGCUUGCCCUAAUGAUUGCAUAUUAUUUUGGAAUGACAAUGCAAAGCUUCCGAGGAUAUUCAUGUGUUCUGAAACAUCUGUAGCUAUGAGAUGGCAUGAUACUAAACGAGUUAAAGAUGGAAAUUUAAGACAUCCUGCAAAUGGUGAAGCUUGGAAGGAUUUUGAUUCAUUGCAUCCUGACUUUUCUAAUGAUGCUCGUAAUGUUAGAUUGGUUCUUUCAAGUGAUGGUCCAUUGUCUCCCAGAAAUGAUAUGGAUGUAUACUUGCAACCACUAAUUGCGGAGUUGAAGGAACUAUGGGAAGUGGAAGUUGAAACAUAUGAUGUUGUAACUAAUCAAACAUUUCUAAUGCAUGCAGCUUUAUUGUGGACAAUUAGUGAUUUUCCAGCUCUAGCAAUGCUUUCUGGAUGGAGCACCAAGGGGAGAUGGGCAUGCCCCACUUGUAACCAUAAUACUUGUUCCCAAUAUCUCAAACAUAGUCGCAAGAUGUGUUACUCGGGUCAUCGGACGUUUUUACCUCCUGAUCAUCCAUUCAGAAGAGAUAAAAGAUCAUUUAACGGUAAAGAGGAGCAUAAAGUUGCACCUACUCCAUUAUCAGGUGCACAAAUUCUUGAAGAGCUUCGUGAAUUCAAUAAUGUAUUUGGAAAAAACAAAAAGAAAAGAAAACGAAAGAAUGAUGGUCCAUGGAAAAAAAUCCAUAUUUUUUGA